GUAGUGUUGUAUCUUAGUUAUAGACACCUUGGCAUGUUAGUAGGGAAUUGACGAACGAGCGAACAAUAAAUGAGACAGUUGAUUGUGGAUCACGAAGCUGACAAGACGUGCUUAUUCAAGACACUACAUUUGGCGACGAGUGAUAAACAGAUUUAACAGGAAAAGAGCGACAAUGAAUACACCCGGUAAGCAUUGUGUAGCUUGCAGUGGAAAUAAAGAAGACAAACGAAUGUGAGCGAAGUUGCUUAAAUGCAGUAAAUCUUGAUUAAAUUCGGAAAGAUGAUCGUGCUUAUAUGCAGAAAUGUGUUUAAAUGCAGAACUUUAGCUUAAAUGCCGUAUAAAACGAAAGUUAGAAAUUUGCUUCAAUGCAGAGUUCAAAAGGAACUUCUUUUUCGAACACAACUAACGCCGGAAAGUGGCGGGAAAAGUUUGGCCUAAAUGUAAAAAGGAGAAUGCCAACAAUGGAAUGAUGAGCUUGGCGUCCGUUUCUUAAGAAUUGCUUCAAUGCAGUAAGAAAGGAAAAUUACAAGGUAGAAAGUACUCGGAUACGAGUAGUGAUGAACUGAGAAAACAUGCAUAAACGUGUAUAAGUGGUUGCGCGAUCGGAUGAGAACAACAAGCGUUGCUUCAAUGCAGAAUAGAACGGUUCGGAGAAACCAUGAGUUAUACCUAGUGAAAAAAAGACAUAGACGCGUCGGAUCGUAACGAUACUUCGGAAACAUGGAAGAAAAAAAAUUGUGGAAAGUUACAAGUUGGAAGCCAUGUUUUCUUGCAUAGUGUGUAUGAGAGAGAGAAAGAGAGAAAGGGUGGAUGCGAUUUCCUUUUUAUUACUUUAAAGUAUGGCGGUAUUUUCCGUACAGUUGACUUAUUUAUUUUUGUCCUAUAAAUUUUAUUGCAGACAUGUUACGAAUGCCAGGCCUUGCGCUUCAGCCAUUCAAUUAUGAAGGGCAUUCGGAAAGCAUUGGCGUAGAGUGGAAAAAGUGGCUCAGAUCAUUCGAAUUUAUGCUUCGAGCAUGCCGCGUUGACGACGAAGGUUGGAAGAAAGAUCUGCUGCUACACUUUCUGGGCCCAAAUGUGCAACAAAUAUUUGAGACAUUACCGGAUUUACCAAACAUCAACAUGCGAGGACCAUUUUUAAAUGUGGAGCGAUACACUCCGAACAUGACGGCUUACCAGGAAGCAAUAGCCAAGUUGGACCAAUUCUUUCUACCGAAGCAAAAUUCUACAUACGAACGGCACCUAUUGCGUAAAAUUAAACAACAAUCGGGAGAAUGCUUCGAUACUUUUAUUAUGAAGUUGAGGUUACAAGCGGAACGUUGUGGAUUUGGUGAUAGGACGGAAGAGUACGUGAAAGAUCUGAUAAUUGAAAAUUGCCAAUCGGCUACAUUACGGCGAGAGCUACUAAAACAAGAGAACGCUAGCCUUGAUAAAGUAGUAAGCAUAGCGAAAAUAUUCGAAACGGUUAGCCACCAAGAAAAGUCAUUCUCGGAUCACAAAGACCCUGUAGAACAGGUGAAUGUAGUCGAAGAAUCUCAGAAUCGGAAAAAGAGAAAGAUAUUUGAAGCCAAACAAACUGAGUGUCAUCGUUGUGGAUACUCAGGGCAUUUAGCAAAAGACGAUAAAUGCCCGGCAAAAGGGAAAUUUUGUAACAAAUGUGGCGGCAGAGACCACUUUUCUAAAAAGUGCCGCACUAAGCCAUCGGGAAACUACCUGAAGAGAACUUAUCAAAGACAGGAUCGCUACAAAACGUCGAACAACGUAAAAACGGAUAAAGAGACGACAAACGCAGUGCACCAUGUUGAUAAAGGAAACACGGAAUAUGUUUUCCAUUUAACGUCUGCAGACAGCAACAGCGAAGUGUGUUGUGAAAUCGGUGGUAUCCCUUUGACAGUAGAAAUCGAUUCCGGUUCAAAAUAUAACUUGAUUAGCCAAGUAACAUGGGAAAAAAUGAAAUCCCAGCACGUUGAAGUGACAAACCAACGACGGGAGACCACAUUAACUCUCAAAGCGUAUGGUGGGCAAUCUUUACCAAUAGUUGGUGUGUUUACUGCUGCGAUUUCCCUUGGUAUAGCUAAAACAACUGCAGAUUUCUAUGUUGUCGGAGGUGAUGGGAAAACUCUUAUUGGCCGGGAUACUGCUACCUAUAUGGGUGUUUUAAAAAUAUGCGUACCAGUGAAUGCAGUUGAUAGCAAAAUUGGAAAAUUAGGAACUAUCAAAAACAUCGUAUUGGAACUUCCAAUUAAACCAGACGUGACACCUUUUGUCCAACGUUACCGCCGCAUACCAAUUGGCCUGGAGAAACUGGUAGAUAAAAAGCUCGAUGAAUUGCUACAUCAAGGAGUUAUUGAGCCUGUUAAUGAACCGGCCAAGUGGGUAUCGCCGGUAGUAGUCGUUCCUAAAGGAAAUACUGACGUUCGCAUAUGUGUAGAUAUGCGGCGCGCUAAUGAGGCAGUAGAAAGGGAAAAUCACCCUUUACCAACUUUUGAAGACUUUUUACCUCAAAUGGCUAAGGCAAAAGUCUUUUCUCGUCUGGACAUAAAGAAUGCUUUCCAUCAGGUGGGUUAG
Messenger RNA from Anopheles funestus (African malaria mosquito), 2565 nucleotides. RefSeq lists its product as uncharacterized. The transcript has a single exon. The record is from RefSeq and is a predicted model, not a curated record. Bases 901 to 2565 code for a protein of 554 amino acids. Gene Ontology annotation, molecular function: nucleic acid binding; zinc ion binding. Lineage: Eukaryota; Metazoa; Arthropoda; Insecta; Diptera; Culicidae.